Molecule: messenger RNA, 1629 nt
Organism: Thlaspi arvense
Lineage: Eukaryota; Viridiplantae; Streptophyta; Magnoliopsida; Brassicales; Brassicaceae
Source: the annotation of a GenBank genome assembly
AUGCACACUUCAUAUUUUGGUAUACGUCCCAAUAGUAAUGCAUUUUUCUGUUGGCUUACUUGUCUUCGACUUCAAGAGCCUGGUUGUUCAAGUGAGCUGACUGGAGUUGAGUUGGCUGAAGCAGAGCUUUUACAAAUCAAGAUAACAAGCGCAGGGUUGUGGUCACGUAACUAUGAAAGUACUGCUGCAGAUGUUGUCAAAGUUGAAGCUGCAGCUGACAAUUUAGAAGUCUCAAAGAGUGAUCAAGAAAUCUCUACCAGUGAAGAGAAUGCUGAUGAGAUAUUUCUUAAAAUUGAUAAGGAAGAGCACCGCAGUAGUUUCUCAGUGUCUGCAAAAGAGACUGUCAGAGCAGCUAUUCUUAGAUUUCUCAAAAAGUGUCAUAGACGCAUAUCUUUUGUUCUACAGCACACAGCACGAAUUCUCAGAGGUGUUAGAAAAAUAUGGAACAUCAUCGGCAUUCCGUUGAAUCUUGAUGUGCCCAAAUUGUUGCAUUUGCUGUAUAUGGAUAAGGUCAAUUCCUAUGCAGUUCAAUGGCUCGAGAGAAGAACUCAAGAGUUUGAGCCCACAUAUCUAUAUACCAUGGAAAAGGGUUACUUUUUGCUGCCUGACGAAGCUAAGUCACGGCAUAACAUUCGCACUGCAAAUGUUAGCAUAUCAGCACGACAUUCCUGCUUUGGCAACAGGUGGCAGCAACUUCUUAUAAACAGAGUUGUAGGAUAUGAUACUAUCAUAAUGAAUAGCUUGCAGAACUCUGCUGGUCAAGGUUAUCUAUACAACUUCCAGACAAGAGAGUUUUACAAUCUUAGUUACUCCCAAGAACUUUCUGAAGGUUCUUCGCAGUUUGGAGAUUACUUGGUGACGAAAUGUGGUGUGCUUAUGAUGUCACUUUUUGUGUUUUUCACCACCACAAUGUCUGUGUCAUUUACAUUGCGAGAGACACAAACUCGCAUGUUGAAGUUCACAGUGCAGCUUCAACACCAUGCUCAGCAUCGGUUACCAACAUUUCAGUUGAUCUUUGUGCACGUUAUUGAAUCCCUCGUCUUUGUACCGAGUCGUUCACUCUCAACAGGCUUCUCUUAUCUCGCCUUAAUGACAACCGCUGCGUUCAUGCAUCACUUGAUUUUAUACUUCUGGAACCGCUUUGAGGUACCUGCUCUUCAAAGAUUCCUUCAAAGCCGACAGUCACACCUUCAACAACACCCAGACUUCCACAUCACUUCGUCAACAAUCCUAGCAUCAACACUUCACAUCACAAGGCUGAACAGAACAACAAGAAACCGAUCUCCUUCUGGUCCAAACAACACAGUCCCAAACCAAAACACUGAAACAAGAUCACCAGCAGCAGCAGCGGACGGAGGAGGAGGAGGAGGAGACGAGAAUCCGAUGCAACAUCAAGAGCGAGAAGAGAACAGAGCAAACAACAACAUUCCCGCAGAGCCGCCUAACCCUCAAGCAGGAGCGAUGAGCUCCUUCAGCUCGAUGCUGCUAUGGAUUUUAGGCGGUGCUUCCUCAGAAGGACUUAACUCGUUUCUUUCCAUGUUUAGAGAUGUGAGAGACGAAGAUGAAGCUCAAGUCUUUGCUGAUGCUUCCUCUCAAAACCCUCAUCAUGAUCCUCUUGAAGUCGACUAA